AUGGAACAUACGUUAGUUGAGACGAUAAAACGCACUGAUCGAAGAGGUUUGAUAGCUAGCGGUAGCAUUCUUGUCGAUUAUAUUAUUAUCAUCGAUCAUUGGCCAAUGGAAAAUUGUACAUCGUUUGUUCAACGUCCACCAACUAUAGUUGGUGGUGGUGGACCUUUUAAUAUUGUUAAAAAUCUUGUAGCCAUGAAAGCUUAUUUUCCACUAUCACUUCUUGGUUUAAUAGGUAAUGACGAUAAUGGUAAAUGGCUGAUAGAAGAUUGUAUAAAAUCCCAUAUUGACACGAGCCAAUUAGAAAUAAUUAAUGAUAGUACUCCAACAUCAUGCACUUAUGUAAUGAGUGUUGAAAAUUCCGAUCGACGAACAUUUUUUCAUCAACAAGGUGCCAAUGCAUGUUUGAAUGAACAACAUUUUGAUUUUUCUCGAACAACGGCAAAAUUAUUUUAUCUUGGUCCUUUAACUCAAUUAGCUAGAUUAGAUCAGUUCAUUGACGAUAAUACACGAACAAAUGCAUCAAAAGUAUUAGAAGCUGCACAUUUAUCUGGACUAGAAACGAUUGUUGAUUUUUCUAGUGGAAAAAAUUUAAAUUAUUCGAAAAUUGCUCAAGCCUCUUUACCAUUUAUCGAUCAUUUAAUAAUCAAUGAAACAGAAGCUGGUUUAAUAUUCGAUCAACAUUUAACAAGUGAUAAUAUCGAUCAAAUUCAACAAACUGCUAAACAACUCAUUGAUAUAGGCGUUAGAAAAACAGUAACAAUCCAUUUUGAACAAGGUGCAAUUUUGAUUACCAAAGAUGGAAAUAUUUUAAAACAAGGUUCAAUCAUUCUACCAGCUGAAUUUAUCAAAGGUGCCGUUGGUGCUGGAGAUGCUUUUGCUGCAGGAAUGAUUUACGGUAUUCAUGAACAAUGGCCAUUAGAUAAAACAUUGCGUUUGGCUGUUUGUAUUGGUGGUAUGUCAUUGAGUAAUGAAACAUCAUGUGGUGGAAUGAAAACUAUCGAUGAAUGUCUUCAAUUGGAAAAAUUCGGUUUUCGAAAACUAUAA
This is a messenger RNA of Rotaria sp. Silwood1, 1044 nucleotides long. NCBI's taxonomy places the organism in Eukaryota, Metazoa, Rotifera, Eurotatoria, Philodinida, Philodinidae. The record is from the annotation of a GenBank genome assembly.